AGGAGGGGCAGCCCAUCACUGUACUACAUAACUUUUAAAGGCGUAGGGCAGGAUUUAACGUCAGGAAAGAAUCGGGUUUGGAAUUUUAUCCUGAUCACGACCACGCACCAGAGCAAUCGAUUGGAGAAUCUGUGAACACAGAUUGAGAUGCUCUGAGAACAGCCACCUGAAUGAACAUUUGUGAUGAUCUAAUGGCAGACCAAAGAAUGGACAUUUCUUCAACAAUGAAUGAGUUCAUGUCCCCCGGAGCCACCAACCUGAUCAGCAGCUCCAUCAACACUUCAGGCAUUGAUUACACACGGAAGAGGAAGGGCAGCUCCACCGAUUACCAAAUUGAUGGAUUUCCUUUUGAUGACAGCAUGGACACAGACAAAGAUAAACAACUUGGAAGGGACUGUGUGGAGCAGCCAGGCCGGAUUAAGAAUGCCAGGGAGGCCCACAGCCAGAUCGAGAAGAGGAGGCGGGACAAGAUGAACAGCUUCAUCGAUGAGCUGGCGUCAUUGGUGCCCACCUGCAAUGCCAUGUCCCGCAAGCUGGACAAACUGACCGUGCUACGCAUGGCUGUACAGCACAUGAAGACGCUACGAGGUGCUGCAAACCCUUACACAGAGGCAAACUACAAACCAGCUUUCCUUUCAGACGAUGAGCUGAAACACUUAAUAUUAAGGGCUGCUGAUGGCUUUCUGUUUGUCGUUGGCUGUGACCGUGGGAAGAUUCUCUUUGUGUCAGAGUCGGUCUAUAAAAUCCUGAAUUACAGCCAAAACGAUUUGAUUGGACAGAGUCUGUUUGACUAUCUGCAUCCGAAAGACAUUGCCAAAGUCAAGGAGCAGUUGUCCUCAUCAGACACAGCACCACGGGAGCGACUCAUUGAUGCCAAAACUGGUCUCCCCGUGAAGACGGACAUCGCCCCCAGCCCGUCCCGGCUGUGCUCUGGGGCCAGGCGCUCCUUCUUCUGCCGAAUGAAGUGCAACAAACCCUCGGUGAAGAUGGAGGACAAAGAGUUCCCCUCCACCUGCUCCAAAAAGAAAGCUGACCGCAAGAGCUUCUGCACCAUCCACAGCACAGGAUACCUGAAGAGCUGGCCACCCACCAAGAUGGGCCUGGAGGAGGACAACGAGCCUGACAACGAGGGCUGCAACCUCAGCUGCCUGGUGGCCAUCGGCCGGCUGCACCCCCACAUCCUGCCCCAGCCCACCCACAGCGACAUCCGCAUCAAGCCCACUGAGUACGUCUCGCGCCACGCCAUCGAUGGCAAGUUCGUCUUCGUCGAUCAGAGAGCAACUGCGAUUCUGGCCUAUUUACCCCAAGAGCUCCUGGGAACGUCGUUCUACGAAUAUUUCCACCAGGAUGACAUUGGCCACCUGGCUGAAUGCCACAGACAAGUUCUGCAGAUGAGAGAGAAGAUCAGCACCAGCUGUUACAAGUUCAAGGUGAAGGACGGGUCCUUCAUCACCCUCAGGAGUCGCUGGUUCAGCUUCAUGAACCCCUGGACCAAAGAGGUGGAGUACAUCGUCUCCACCAACACCGUCGUCUCAGGCAGUGCGCUUGACGGCACUGAGCCGGGCUAUCCUCAGCUGACCGCGUCUCCGCAAAGCAUGGACAGUGUACUGACUGCAGGGGAUGGCACCGGGAAACGGGCUCUCCAGACUGUGCCUGGCAUCCCAGGGGGCACACGGGCAGGGGCGGGCAAGAUCGGGCGCAUGAUUGCUGACGAAGUGAUGGAGAUCCAGAGGAUUCGGGGUUCUUCUCCCUCCAGCUGUGGCUCUAGUCCCCUCAACAUCACCAGCACCCCCCCGCCAGACACAUCCUCCCCAGGGGGCAAGAAGAUUCAAAACGGCGGAAUUCCAGACCUCCCAUCUGGAGGGAUGAUCCCAGGGCCAGACUCCAUUGGGUACCCAUACUCCAACAACUCCAUCACCAGUGAGAACUCUCACCUGAGCAUCAGCAUCAUGGACGAGCCGGGCUCCAGCAGCCCCAGUCACGACGAGGCGGCCAUGGCGGUCAUCAUGAGCCUGCUGGAGGCUGACGCGGGGCUGGGGGGCCCUGUGGACUUCAGCGACCUGCCCUGGCCUCUGUGAGAGCCCUCCCUGCCCCCAGAGAGGAGACCCAGUGGGGCGGGGCGGGAGACGUGGGAUGGACUGGCGGAAGGACGGUACGCUCUUCUCGUGAGAAUAAGCAGGACCUGGUCCGGACUCGGUUCAGCACUGCCAGGUAGAACUAGGAAUCAUAUAAGCUCCGGACAUGGCUCGCAAAGGAUUCUGGGACGGUUUGGCAUUUGAAGCCCUCUGACUGACCGGGAGCAGAAGUGUCAACGCCUCCUGUCCUGAUCCGGUUCUCCGGGUGCUCUGUGCAGUUACCAUGCACCAGGAUCACCGGCAGGGUGCCAUUUUCUUUCACACGUGCUGUUUUAGUGUUUGAGUUUUUACACUACAGAUGUUUCCAUGUUCAAUAUUUCCUUGUACAUACAUGUUUAUUCAAUCAUGUAAGAAAUCUUUUCUCUAAAUAUAUGGUUAAAAGUAUCUUGCAUCAGCAUUGAGAUAUUUUUUAAAUAAAAUGUACAUUUAUCUGGAA
Conger conger (European conger) is the source of this 2571-nucleotide messenger RNA. Its product is annotated as basic helix-loop-helix ARNT-like protein 1. Gene Ontology annotation, biological process: circadian rhythm; regulation of transcription by RNA polymerase II. Bases 171 to 2078 code for a protein of 635 amino acids. The record is from RefSeq and is a predicted model, not a curated record. Gene Ontology annotation, cellular component: aryl hydrocarbon receptor complex; transcription regulator complex; nucleus. The transcript has 19 exons. Gene Ontology annotation, molecular function: protein dimerization activity; RNA polymerase II cis-regulatory region sequence-specific DNA binding; DNA-binding transcription factor activity, RNA polymerase II-specific. Lineage: Eukaryota; Metazoa; Chordata; Actinopteri; Anguilliformes; Congridae.